AUCUCUCCUUCUUGCUGUCAUUUUGGAGAACCCUUCAAUCCCAUGACAUAUAUAAACACUUGACCUAGAUCGUAUAUCCUUUAAAAGACCAAAGCCCUAAAACAUUCUCUCAAGAAAAGAGAAAAAUGAAAAAUAACCCAUGUUUCGUUCUUGUUUUCUUUCUUAUUGUUUCUUGUUUCAUAGAUGAAAGCCAUGGUAAGAGACAAGGGGAUGCACUUAAUAAACUCUUCAAAGCAAAGUUUUCUGGUAACUCAAACAUUGACACAAGCUCUUAUGAGGUAUUUGACCAAUUCCAGGCCGAGAAAAUUAGAGGGUUAAACAAGACAAGUAUUAACACUGUUAUUGCAUCAUCAGAAACAGGAUCAAAAGAAGCAGAUAGGAUUGUAAGAUUGCCUGGACAGCCUCAGGUUAAGUUUUCACAAUAUGGUGGUUAUAUUACUGUUGAUAAAGUAGCAGGCAGGGCUUAUUACUAUUAUUUUGUUGAAGCUGAAAUUUCCAAAUCAUUGCCUCUUCUUCUAUGGCUUAAUGGAGGGCCUGGCUGUUCAUCACUGGCAUAUGGGGCAAUGCAAGAGCUUGGUCCAUUUAGAGUACAUAGUGAUGGCAAAACACUUUACAGCAACCAAUUUGCAUGGAAUAAUGUUGCAAAUGUUUUAUUUCUGGAGUCUCCUGCUGGGGUAGGAUUCUCAUACUCAAAUAGGACAUCAGAUUACAAUAAUUCUGGUGAUAGACACACAGCUGCAGAUAAUUAUAUGUUCUUGUUAAGAUGGCUUGAAAGAUUUCCUGAAUACAAAGACAGAGAUUUCUACAUUUCUGGGGAAAGUUAUGCAGGGCAUUAUGUGCCUCAGCUUGCACAUAACAUUCUUUAUCAUAACAGAAAGGCUGGAAAAAACAUUAUCAACCUCAAAGGAAUUGCAAUAGGAAAUGCUGUGAUCAACGAUGAAACAGAUAGUAUAGGGAUGUAUGACUACUUCGCAACUCAUGCUUUAACUUCACCAGAGAAUGUGCAGAACAUCAAACAACACUGCAAUUUCUCACCACAGUUUAAAAACAACCAGUCUAGUGAAUGCCUUGCAGCUACUAGAAAGUCUGAUAGAGAUACUGUCAAUAUUGAUAUUUAUAAUAUCUAUGCUCCCUUAUGCCACAACUCAAAUCUCGCUGCCAAGCCAAAGAGAGCUUCAUUGACGGAAUUUGAUCCAUGCAGUGAUUAUUAUUCGUUUGCAUAUUUCAAUAGAGCUGAUGUUCAAGAAGCAAUGCAUGCCAAUGUCACAAAACUUAAUCAUGUUUGGGACCUCUGCAGUGUUGUCCUUGGUGACUGGAAAGAUAGUCCCUCAACCAUUCUUCCCUUACUCCAAGAGUUCAUGUCAAGUGGACUCAGAGUCUGGGUAUAUAGUGGUGACACAGAUGGAAGGGUACCUGUUACAUCUACUCAGUACUCAAUAAACAAGAUGAAUCUUCCUACCAAAACUCCAUGGUAUCCUUGGGCUCUUGAUGGAGAGGUUGGUGGGUAUGCACAAGUUUAUAAGGGAGACUUGACAUUUGCUACAGUAAGAGGAGCUGGACAUGAAGUACCUGCUUACCAGCCUGCAAGAGCACUUUCUUUGAUCAAGAACUUCCUUUCUGGCCAACCUCUCCCACAGGCUGCAUUUUAGUAAUUAAAAAAAAAAAAUCCUCAUCAAUUCUGUUGGCAUUUUUAUUGAUCUAUUAUGAAACUAUCCAUGUUAGAUUUUAGAUGAUUGUAUUAAAUAAUUUGUAAAUGCCUUCCAUGUAAAGAAAGAAAAAAACAAAAGGCUAAUUCUACGGUACACCCAGUUUAUCUAUAAGCUUGACCCUUUAGGCUUUAUCUUUAGUAUUAGGUAAAAGUUUUAACUUGGUAAGAAGGAUGCUUUAGAUUACUUAUUUGAUGUGGAUCCCGCUGUUAAUUUAUUUUACUUUUGUUAUAUUUAGUUAGUGUAGGUUUCACUUAAUAUUCUAAUUAAUUAUUUAUUAGAAUUAAGUGCGCUAAAUUAUGUAAUAAUAUGGAAUUCAUGAAACUAGUGUGGACUAAU
Molecule: messenger RNA, 2045 nt
Organism: Ricinus communis (castor bean)
Lineage: Eukaryota; Viridiplantae; Streptophyta; Magnoliopsida; Malpighiales; Euphorbiaceae
Product: serine carboxypeptidase-like 40
Exons: 7
Coding region: 126-1649 (507 amino acids)
Biological process (GO): proteolysis
Cellular component (GO): vacuole
Molecular function (GO): serine-type carboxypeptidase activity
Source: RefSeq, a predicted model, not a curated record